This is a messenger RNA of Colletotrichum spaethianum, 1218 nucleotides long. RefSeq names its product zinc-type alcohol dehydrogenase-like protein. The transcript has a single exon. Bases 1 to 1218 code for a protein of 405 amino acids. The record is from RefSeq and is a predicted model, not a curated record. Gene Ontology annotation, cellular component: mitochondrion. Gene Ontology annotation, molecular function: oxidoreductase activity; zinc ion binding. Lineage: Eukaryota; Fungi; Ascomycota; Sordariomycetes; Glomerellales; Glomerellaceae.
AUGGCAACCUCCCGUGCCUGGACCUUCACAGCCCGCGGCAGCCCGCGCUCCGUCCUCUCGCUUACCCCGCGGCCGGCGCCCACCCUCCCGCCGGCGCCCUCCCUCCUCGCCAAAGCGAAGCCCGUACCCAACGCAGAAGACGGCAACGAGUGGCUCCUCGUCAAAGUCGCCUAUGCGGCUCUGAAUCCCGGCGGCCAUUUCUACGUCAGCAUGAUCCCCGGCUUCGCGCGCGCAAAGACGGCCGUUCCGGAGAUGGAUCUGAGCGGGACCGUCACGGACGUGUGGGGCCCCGGGUCCGAGCCUGGCUCGGCACCGCGCCCCAACGAGCCGGCGACAACGUCCCGAACAACCAAGGGUGCACCCUCCACGGUCGCUGCAGCGACGAAGCACAAGGGCAGGUUCGCCAAGGGCGACCGCGUCGCCGCCUUCAUCCCCAUCUCCUACGGCUGGCCGACCGGCACCGGCGCCCUCGCCCAACACGUCGUCCUCCCCGCACGCUACGCCGUGUCUGUUCCGCCGCACAUCUCGCUCCGGGACGGGAGCAGCGUGCUGACAGCGGGUUGCACGGCCGCCAUGACCCUGCGUCCGGCGGCACUCAAGAAGGGGGACAGGGUCCUCGUCAACGGGGCCAGCGGCGGCGUGGGGUCCCUGGCGAUACAGAUGGCUCGCGCCGCCGUCGGCCCCGAGGGGUACGUGGUUGGCGUGUGUUCGGGACGAAAUCUGGACAUGGUUCGGAAGUUGGGGGCGGACGAGGUUGUGGAUUAUACCGCGUCCUCGUCGCCUGUGUCUAUCACUCUGAAGGAGAAGUUUGGUAGAGAGGGAAAGCAGUUCAAUGCCAUUGUGGAUUGCAUCGGCGUGCAGGACAUCUACACGAACUGCGCCGGGUAUCUUGUUCCCGAUGGAGUCUAUUCCGCAGUGGGGAUCAAGCCGGUGACUCAAUCGUGGGGCGGGUUCAUGAAGGCGGUCUGGCAAAUGCAGAAGAACGCUCUUUGGCCCCUUUCGACAUGGUUGGGCGGCACCGGUCGGCGGUGGGCGGCGACGGCCAUGAUGGACCCCGGCAAGGAGUUGAUGGAGGAAGUUGUGGGCAUGCUGUCAGAUGGAAGGAUCAAGGCCGUUGUUGGGAGGGAAGUUGAUUUUGAGGAAGUUGCGGAUGGCUAUGAUAUUAUUGGGAGCGGAAGGGCGAGAGGAAAGGUUGUCGUCAAGGUUGACGAUGAGUAG